Schistosoma turkestanicum is the source of this 558-nucleotide messenger RNA. Lineage: Eukaryota; Metazoa; Platyhelminthes; Trematoda; Strigeidida; Schistosomatidae. The record is from the annotation of a GenBank genome assembly.
AUGAGCAGUAGUUUGACAGUUGAAGAUAGGAUUCAGUCAUACCUAAACUAUGUCUCUUUAUUUAACGCUCUCCUGGUUGCUGAACGACCAGUCAAUUUGGUUCUUCCUAAUCAAUGGUUGUGGGAAAUUAUAGACGAAUUUCUUUAUCAGUUCCAAAAUGUUUUGAAUGUUCUGUUCUCUCUGGUUGCCAAAUCAAAUAUAAAUGAGCUACUAAGCUAUUAUGCUAAGCAAGGCGAUCCGGAUGACAUUGCAGACGAGUUUGGUCGUUGCGUACUUUAUAAAAUGCUCGGAUUCUUCAGUCUUAUUGGACUUUGUCGAUUACACUGUUUAUUGGGUGAUUAUUAUACAGCCAUUAAAGUUUUGGAGAAUAUUAAAUUUAAUCGUCUUGAAAUGUAUCAUGAAGUACCUACUUGUCAUAUUACAACUGGUUACUAUGUUGGAUUUUCUUUCAUGAUGAUGCGCUUGUAUCACAAUGCUGUAUCUACAUUACUGGCUACCUUAUCAUAUAAAUCACGUGCAAUAGGUCUCAUAUCCCAACGCGCUGAUUUAAAAGAAUAU